Solanum dulcamara is the source of this 1055-nucleotide messenger RNA. RefSeq names its product agamous-like MADS-box protein MADS2. Gene Ontology annotation, cellular component: nucleus. Gene Ontology annotation, molecular function: DNA-binding transcription factor activity, RNA polymerase II-specific; protein dimerization activity; RNA polymerase II cis-regulatory region sequence-specific DNA binding. Bases 124 to 861 code for a protein of 245 amino acids. The record is from RefSeq and is a predicted model, not a curated record. The transcript has 8 exons. NCBI's taxonomy places the organism in Eukaryota, Viridiplantae, Streptophyta, Magnoliopsida, Solanales, Solanaceae. Gene Ontology annotation, biological process: positive regulation of transcription by RNA polymerase II.
UCCAAUGCUACAUAAUAAACAAGAAAGACUCUAGCUUUUUCUCUCUCUCUCUAGGGUUUCCAGUUCCUUGUAUAUUUCUUUCACAGUUGAAAGACAAAGAGGAUCAAAAGUGUGAUAGUUAUAAUGGGUAGGGGAAGAGUGGAGCUAAAGAAGAUAGAGAACAAGAUAAAUAGGCAAGUGACUUUUGCAAAGAGGAGAAAUGGUGUGUUGAAGAAAGCUUAUGAACUAUCUGUGCUUUGUGAUGCUGAACUUGCUCUCAUCAUCUUCUCUAAUCGCGGCAAGCUUUAUGAGUUCUCCAGCACCUCCAACAUGCUGAAAACCCUUGAAAGGUACCAAAAAUGCAGCUAUGGAACACUGGAAGUGAAUCGAUUUGUCAAAGACAAUAAUGAGGAAAUCUUUUAUAAAGAGUACUUGAAGCUAAAAGCCAAACAUGAGUCACUGCAGCGAUAUCAAAGACACCUUCUUGGAGAUGAACUAGGGCACCUAAAUAUAGAUGAGCUUGAACAACUUGAACUUCAACUCGGUACUUCUCUAAGACAGACACGAUCCACCAGGACACAAUUGAUGCUUGACCAAUUUUCUGAUCUCCAAACUAAGGAGAAGUAUUGGCUUGAGGCAAACAAGGUUCUUAAAGGAAAGCUGGAAGAAACUUAUGCUGAGAACAACAUUCACCAAUCCUGGGGAGGUGCUGGGCAAAUUGGCAAUUACAGCCAACAACAUCCUCAAACUCAUGGUUUCUUUCAACCUCUGGAAUGCAACUCUACAUUGCAAAUAGGGUAUGAACCAACUAGUUCAAGCCAAAUAAUAGGUGUGGCCAGUGGCCAUAACGUCAGUGGCAUAAUCCCAGGUUGGAUGUUGUGACCGUCCUUUUAAAGCCAUCUUCGACAUGAAUAUUAUUAAACAUGUAAUAUCACAAGUAAAUAAAACGCACUUUACUCAACUAUUUGAGGACAGUAACACUAUUCCCUUACUGUAAUUUCUUGUUUAUUUAAUGUAACUGAUAAUACCAUGGUGAAUGGUGACACCAAUUUUUACAGUGUGUUUGGUAUGAAAAA